GGCGGCGGCCGAGCCCGUCCAUGGCCCGGCGAGUGCCCGGCGCCGGUCCCGGGUCCGCGCCGGCCCCGCCCCCAAAGCUCGCCUUUCGCGGGCCCGGCACUUUCGCUUUCACGCGGGGGGAGGCCGAGGGCACAGGCCCGGGACGAGGCGGCGCACCUUCCGGACUGCGGGCCAACCCCCGGCGCACCUGGGCGGGCCGGCUUUGCCCUCGGGCCCCCGGCGGGGUGGCGUGGGUGACAGAGGGCGCUCGACGCGCGUCCGCGAGGAGGCGGCGCCACCGCGCUCCCACCCUCCGUGGGGCACCCCGGGAAGUUCGACUUGCCGGAGCCCGCAGUCCCCAAACGCGCGGGUGCGACGCGGUCGCGCCCUACCUCGGCGGACGGGCUGGCAGUGCCCACUGGGCACCCCUCUGGGCACCCGUGCCUCUUCCAGGUGGCUCCGGACUUACCUCAGAGCGCACAGAAUUCUCGGAGUCAGCACAGGCUUCCACCUUUCAUCUCUCCCCACCCUGCAGCCGCUUUAGCCUCUGGCCAGUUCCAGCACUUUGGCGUUCUGAGUCCUUGCACCGCAGGGCACGUGUCCUUCCCUCUUUUCCCUGUUUCACUUCCGUAAGAAGCAGUGAGCCAUCGAGCCAACGGCUGCCCUUUGGGCUCCCAAGGAGGGACAGGAGAGGCGCUUCGCGAGUUCUGACCCUGCCUUCCCUCCGGAGCGUUCUCUGGCAAAUCAGCAAAGUGGGGAGGAAGAAAUAUGGGCAUGUUCACACUAAAAAGGCAUGCAUGGAUGUUCAUGGAAAUCUGAUCUGAAAUAGCCUCAAACUGGAAAUAAUUUCGAAUGUCCCUAAACAGUGAAAUGUAUGGACUGUGGAAUAAUCUUACAAUGGAGUACUAUACAGCAGUUAAAAUGUAAGUAAAACCCCUGCUGCCUGCAACAUGGUUACAUCACACACAUGUGAUGUUGAGCCAGAGGACCAGACACAGAACAGCACAUAAUGUAAGGUUCCAUCUACAUGAAGUUAAAAACAAGCAAAACAAAUUCAUGGUAUGAGAAACCAGGAUGAUGGUAGAUUUAUGAAGGAAGGAGGAAGGAAUGAUUGGAAGAACAACAUAGGGCUUCUGGGGUGCUGGGAAUGUCCUAAGGCUUUACCUAGUGGCAGAUACACAGAUGUGUUCACUAUGUGAUCAUUCUUUGCAUUGUACAUGUUUAUGUAUUUUUCUAUAUGCAUAUGAGUUUAAUUUAAUCUUAUUCAUUUUUUAAAAGAUUUUAUUUAUUUAUU
Molecule: messenger RNA, 1273 nt
Organism: Mustela erminea (ermine)
Lineage: Eukaryota; Metazoa; Chordata; Mammalia; Carnivora; Mustelidae
Exons: 2
Coding region: 21-803 (260 amino acids)
Source: RefSeq, a predicted model, not a curated record